CGUACUCAAGAUGGCGGGUGCUGCCAGGGGAGAACCGUGCUCAAUCGUCGAAUAUUUGGGUGGAAAUGAGGGUCACAGAUGUGGCUACUGUGGAAAAUCGAACACCAACUUGUCGCUAGGUUUUUGGGCCCAUUCUCUUACCGUCCAAGAUUACCAAGACCUCAUUGACAGGGGAUGGAGAAGGAGUGGUAAAUACUGCUACAAGCCAACCAUGAACAAGACAUGUUGUCCUCAAUACACAAUCAGACAAGACCCAUUGAACUUCAAGAUCAGUAGCAGUCAGAAAAAAGCCCUCAAAAUGGUGAAUAGGUAUAUCAAUGAUGAUAAGAAACAUGGUGAAGGAGUGGCAACGUCAUCAACAGGAGGGUCAGAACAAGCAUCAAACUCAAAACCUCGGUCGCAAUCACAAGAUAAGGAGAAAGUGGCAAAGCCCAAUGCUGGCCCAGAUCCCACUAAACCUCCGUGCAAGAAAGCAAAAGUACUUCGAAUGGAAAAGAAAGCGCAGAAGCUUGCACAAAAAGGAGUGGAAAUUUCUGAAGCCAAGGUGAAAGUGACAAAGCCAGAUAAUCGGCCAAAAAGUAUCGAAGAUUUCCUCCAAGAAGUAAGAGAUGACCCAAGUCACAAGUUAGAGGUACGAUUAGUAAGGUCCAGUCCACGGAGUGACGAGUUCAAUCGAACAUUUACCAGAUCUUAUGCCAUUUACAGAAAAUAUCAAAUGAUAAUACACAAAGAUCCACCUCAUAAACCCUCGGAGAGGCAGUUUGAACGAUUUCUCGUCGAUUCACCUUUAUUACAGUCACUCGACAAGCCUGGUGGCCCCUCGCAUGGCUAUGGUUCCUUUCACCAACAGUACUGGCUGGAUGGGACUCUCAUCAUGGUCGGAGUAAUAGACAUUCUUGCUAACUCUGUCUCAUCUGUUUACCUUUACUACAAUCCUGAUUUUGGAUUCUUAUCUCCCGGAACGUAUUCAGCUCUAAGAGAGAUUGAAUUCACCAGAUCACUUCACAAGAUAGAUCCACAGAUCACACACUACUAUAUGGGUUUCUACAUCCAUUCCUGUCCGAAGAUGCGCUACAAGGGCCAGUAUGAGCCAUCGUUUCUCCUCUGUCCCGAGGUCUACUCCUGGCACCCCAUACCUGAAUGUCGACCCAAACUAGACGCCAGCACUUAUAGCAGAUUCGCUGAGCAAGGAAAAGUUGACGAGAAUGCCAUCACCGAUGAUCUAAGCGAAGUGUCAAUCCUGUUUGAGAGACAACAAAUGACGUACGACAUCUAUUUGGCUGUCUCUAUCAACCCGGAUACCGACCAAGUGAAGGAGUACGCAAAACUUGUUGGGAAGAAAUGUGCAGAGAGGAUGCUUCUGUAUAGAAAAUAAUUUGGAUGAGUGCAAUGUUGAUAUCAUUAUCCAAGACACUUCUACUUGUACUUAGGAUUCGAGAUCCAUCAUUGGUAGAUUUUUUGGGGAGGUCAAUCGGGCAAGCUGCUGAGUAGAGCUGGCUGUCCUUCACAAAUCAGUAGACCUCCUAUGUAUUUUUCAAGAAAAAGGUGAAAUACUUUAUACUUGAAGCAAGUAGUGCACAACAUUUCAUCUGAAAAGAUGCCAGGUAUGUUUUCACCAAGUAAUUGUUAUUUGUCGAAGAGUGUGGUGACACACAUUGGCUAUUCUUGCCAAGGAAACUCAUUUGACUAGCGAUAAAAAAUUGUAGCAUAUGUUCAAACAUCUAUGUAUCAUUAGAAAGAGAUCUUGUAAAUGUAUACUGGUAUGUAUGUAUCUUAGUUUAUUUAUUUAAAGGAAUCUGUGAUAAGUAAAGUUGUAAAUAAACUCAUUUUAUAUGCUUAAAUUA
This is a messenger RNA of Lineus longissimus, 1844 nucleotides long. Its product is annotated as arginyl-tRNA--protein transferase 1-like. Bases 11 to 1375 code for a protein of 454 amino acids. The record is from RefSeq and is a predicted model, not a curated record. Lineage: Eukaryota; Metazoa; Nemertea; Pilidiophora; Heteronemertea; Lineidae. Gene Ontology annotation, cellular component: cytoplasm. Gene Ontology annotation, molecular function: arginyl-tRNA--protein transferase activity. The transcript has 10 exons. Gene Ontology annotation, biological process: protein arginylation.